Mugil cephalus (flathead mullet) is the source of this 5521-nucleotide messenger RNA. RefSeq names its product LARGE xylosyl- and glucuronyltransferase 2 (gene large2). NCBI's taxonomy places the organism in Eukaryota, Metazoa, Chordata, Actinopteri, Mugiliformes, Mugilidae. Gene Ontology annotation, biological process: protein O-linked glycosylation via mannose. Bases 683 to 2935 code for a protein of 750 amino acids. Gene Ontology annotation, molecular function: glucuronosyltransferase activity; xylosyltransferase activity. The record is from RefSeq and is a predicted model, not a curated record. The transcript has 16 exons.
CGGCUCCUGAACGCACCACAGACCCGAUUCAACCCGGACCUGACAGCUCCGCCGACCCCCCCUCCCCCUCCCUCCCCGGCGCAGGACGCACGGAGCCGGGGCUGAACUGUGCGCGGACCCAGCCUCCCCUCCCCGCUCCUCUCCGGGGCUCCGGAGCUCUGCGUCCUCUCCCCGAGUGUCUCCGUGUGGAUGAGGGACAGUUCUCACAAACACACGCUCACCUCCUGGAUUUGGGACAAUGCCACCUCCUCCACCUCCUCCUCCUCCUCCUGCUCCUGCUCCGUGUUCUCGCCGUGCAGAGCUCCCCCUCUGAUUGUGCAUGGAUUUGUGGAUGGUUUAUAAACGCCCUGGAUUAGGAGAUGGACUGAUUCUCGGCUCAGAGCAGGAGUGAAGUCAGAGCCCUGAGAGGAGCCGCGGACUCAGACUGGAUUUGCUCCCGGAGGUUUCCUGUCGGAGUCGUCGCCUGCAUCUGAGCAGCUUCUUCGUCGCUUCCCUUCAGUUUUCCCGCUCUGGGAUUUACAUUAACAGAUCUGAUGCCAGGAUGCUGCUGGGACCCAACGAGGGACUGAGCCCCACCUGAGCCCCUGACCCCUCCCUCCCUACCUACCUGGUCCUCCUUCUCCUCCCGACCCCCGGCCCCCCUCCCUCCCUGGUCCUCAGCGUCCUCAGCCGUCGUCCCACCAUGAACCUGUUGUGCCGCGGGCGCCUGAAGCUGCUGGUGGCGUCUCUCACGGCCAUCGUCCUGCUCACCUGGCUCUACCUGCUGGCUGGAAACCUGGAGAACGGGCGCUCCCUCCUCCUGGCUCCCUGUCUGGCCGACACCCCGGCCGCCCAGGUCCUGGAGCGGGCCGUCCUGGAGUCCCGGGUCCGGGAGGUGGAGGAGGAGAACCGACAGAUCCGGCUGCAGCUCAGCCAAUCGCAGGGCACGGCCGCCCAGCCGGCGGAGGGUAACUACGGCAACCAGCAGUGGGGCGCGUCGGCGGACACGGGGCCGGAGGACGGAGACAACACGGCGGAGGAGAAGAACAACCACACUGAGUGCCCCCGUUUACCCGCCGUCCAGAAAUGCGAGCUGAUCCAUGUGGCGUGCGUUUGUGCCGGUCACAACGCCAGCAGAGACGUGGUCACGCUGGUCAAGUCGGUCCUUUUUCACAGGAGAAACCCUCUCCACUUUCAUUUCAUCACCGACACCGUAGCCAAUCGCAUCCUGAGCUCGCUCUUCCAGUCCUGGAUGGUCCCGUCCGUGCAAGUCAGCUUCUACGACGCAGACGAACUGAAGUCCGAGGUGUCGUGGAUACCCAACAAGCACUACUCAGGUAUUUACGGCUUGAUGAAGCUGACGCUAACCAAAGCUUUACCCUCCGACCUGACGAAGGUCAUCGUCCUGGACACGGACAUCACCUUCGCCACCGACAUCGCCGAGCUCUGGGGGAUUUUCAGAAAGUUCACCGACAAGCAGGUGAUCGGUCUGGUGGAGAACCAGAGUGACUGGUACCUGGGGAACCUGUGGAAGAACCACAAACCAUGGCCAGCACUGGGAAGAGGCUUCAACACAGGCGUCAUCCUCCUGUACCUGGAGCGUCUGAGGAGAAUCGGCUGGGAGCAGAUGUGGAGGCUGACGGCGGAGAGGGAGCUGAUGAGCAUGCUCAGUACGUCUCUGGCCGACCAGGACAUCUUUAACGCCUUCAUCAAGCAGAACCCGGUCCUGGUGCACCAGCUGCCGUGCUUCUGGAACGUUCAGCUGUCCGAUCACACUCGCUCCGAGCAGUGCUACACCGAGGUGUCCGACCUCAAGGUGAUCCACUGGAACUCUCCAAAGAAGCUCCGUGUGAAGAACAAACAUGUGGAGUUCUUCAGGAACCUGUACCUGACCUUCCUGGAGUACGACGGGAACCUGCUGAGACGGGAGCUGUUCGGCUGCCCCAGUCCAGCCAGCCCAGAGAGCGUCCAGCUGCAGGCGGCGCUGGAGGAGCUGGAUGAGGACGACCAGUGUUACGACUUCAGACGGGAGCGACUCACGGUGCAUCGGGUUCACCUCUACUUCCUGCAGUACGACUACACGCCCACCGACGACGACACCGACGUCACACUGGUGGCCCAGCUCUCCAUGGACAGGCUGCAGAUGCUGGAGGCCAUCUGCAAGCACUGGGAAGGCCCCAUCAGCCUGGCGCUCUACAUGUCUGACGCCGAGGCCCAGCAGUUCCUGCGCUACGCCCAGGCCUCCGAGGUCCUCAAGAACCGCAAGAACGUCGGCUACCACAUCGUCUACAAGGAGGGCCAGUUCUACCCCGUCAACCUGGUGAGGAACGUGGCCCUGAAGAACGCCAACACGCCCUACGUGUUCCUGACCGACGUGGACUUCCUGCCGAUGUACGGACUCUAUGAUUACCUCAGAAAGUCUGUGGUGCAGCUGGACAUGGCUCACACCAAGAAGGCUCUGGUGGUUCCAGCCUUUGAGACUCUUCGUUACCGCCUCUCCUUCCCCAAAUCCAAAGCCGAGCUGCUCUCCAUGCUGGACAUGGGGACUCUCUACACCUUCAGGUAUCACGUGUGGCCAAAGGGUCACGCUCCUACCAACUAUGCCAAAUGGCGAACGGCCACCACACCGUAUAAGGUGGAGUGGGAGCCGGACUUCGAGCCGUACGUUGUGGUGAGACGAGACUGUCCAGAGUACGACCAGCGCUUCGUGGGCUUUGGCUGGAACAAGGUGUCCCAUAUCAUGGAGCUGGAUGCACAGGAGUAUGACAUGAUGGUCCUCCCCAACGCGUUCAUGAUCCACAUGCCCCACGCUCCCAGCUUUGACAUCUCCAAGUUCCGCUCCAGCUCCAGCUACCGCAACUGUCUGAACACCCUGAAGGACGAGUUCCACCAGGAUCUGUCCAGGAAGUACGGCUCGGCGGCUCUCAAGUACCUCACGGCCCAGAGGAACAUCUAAAAAAAAAAAAAAAAAAGGAAAAAAUAAGUAAAGCAGGACUGCUGACAGCCAGCAGGAUCCGUUGGACUCGAGCGCUCGGACACCGUGCUCGGGUGCCGCGUUGCCGCCGAGCGGGAAUAUGACGGUAAAGCUUUACAGCCCCUUCGAUCGCCCUCGGGAUCCUGUGCAUUAAUUCUCCAGUCGACUCCACCUCGAGGUGACAGAGGACGAGAUGCAAAGACAAAAAAACACAAACAGAUUUCCUGAACGUGGGAUUCUGAGGCGGCCGAACGAGUGUGGAUACUGUUGGGACCAGCUUUAAGGCUGCAAAAAAAAAAACAAACACAUUUUACAAUUUGUUCUGACAAUCAGGGCUGUUUCCAGACGUACUAUGAACCAGUCGGUCUGCAUGGAUCUCAGAACACGACGGAAACCCUGUCACAAAAUUUCAGACUACAUUUGAAUCAUAUGGGACGCCGGUCGAACUGGAGGAAGAUUUACGCCUUAUCACUUUUAUGGUAUUUACUAAGAUAUUUAAUGAUAUUUUCUUUUCUUUUAGUUUUUAUUUUCCAGUGUAUAUCUGAACCAAUGAGUGAACAUUUGCAUUUACAAUGUUUUGAUUAUGGCUUUACAUACGAAUCAGUUUAUUUUUCCUUUCUAUAUUUUCUGACCUCUUUCAAAAACAAACCCAUGCGUAGAGUCCCAGUUGAAUUAUUUUUAGGUUUUCUGUUCGCUUCAGGGAUGUGCUUCAUUUCUUUGUGUGUGUGUGUGUGUGUGUGUGUGAGAUCCAGCUGCAUCAUACGCCACAUUUACAUCAUCUCUGCUGCUUGUCGUUUGCGCCAUGCAUCCGUCUUGCAUGUUAACAGUCGCACUACAUGCUCUCGUCACGUAUGAAGAAAAGAUUUUUCAUCCAUGUUUCAUCGUUGCCGAUCGGGACCAACUCACGCGACCAACACGGACACAUGACACCUGAGUUGUUGUUGAACGAAGUUCUGAAAUGACACCGUGAUGAAGGGCAGGAGCUUUAACGUUUGUGCGUUUGUGUCACAAUGUGUCUGAACCACUGGAUAUGUGCAUCUACUGUACCACUUCACCCAUAAACCUUUUUAUUUUUUUUUUAAAGUCCAGCUGAAAUUCAAAAGUCUAAUUUAUUAUUGGUUCUAUACAUGAAAAAUAUAAGAAAUGCCUCCAGAGCCAAGGUCUCCAUGGAUCCUUGAAAACUAGGAUGUGGUUCAAAUGUAAUGGAGUCUAAUCAGAUGCAGGACUGAUCUUUUCUAGCUGAUCUGUCCUGGUAUCAAACCGCCGUCCUGAGUGAUCUGAUCAUAAACGAGCAGUUUAAUGGAAGCGUCAACAUGCGUCCUGAGCCACCACUUCAGAUCAGAUCUCAGAUUUGCACCCAAUUCAAAUGUUUAAAGGAGCAGUAGAAUAAAGUAACAGCUGGUGACUCGAAUGGAUCACUGAGAACCAUGUUUACAGAAUUCAGUGACAGACAAAUAAAAGAAAAUAAAUAAAGACACUGCCUAGGGAUUACAGAUCCAGAUAUAAAUCCACGUGGCUAUUUUGCAUAAUGUGGCCUUCGUAAAUUAAACAAGAAUCUAAAGAAAUUCUAGUUGUUUGUUCAACACGCUAACGUGCUAACAUGCUAACACACAGGACAUGAAAACCAGUCUGUUGCGCUCUGAUCUAAUCUUUAUGCAAAGAACACUUUGACCGUCUGUGUGUGAGGUAGUUUGUGAUGGGUUCGGACUGGGACCUUCACACAGGCUGUUUGGACUCUAUGGAGAUGGUAGAACCUGUUUAUGCAACAGUUUGUUAUCUAGUGACGGAACCAACAGAACACAAACUGGAAUCUGGGCGGAUUAAGAAAAGUGUGGAAUUGGAAUGUUUGUUUUUUUUCUCCAGACCUGAAAACACGGCGUUUAAUUUCAGUUGGACUUUAAACUUGUUGAUUUAAUUGUAUUUAAUUGUUGUGUAAUCUGUUCUGUGCCAUGUAUCCAAUCACCACAGAUUAUCAUUUAAAUGAGCUAUCGAUCGUGAACGGCAGCGUUGGUCCGAGGAGGCGCUCGUUGGACAUUUAGGCUCAUUAACUAUUGACAAACUGUUUAAAAACCUGUUGGUUAAAUUGACCUGAGCUCCGUAGACGUAGAUUCAGAUGUUUUUUAAAUCCCAGAGACAAGAUGCGGUUUGGAUGAACUGCAGCGCGUCGGAGCAUCAGAGUUCAGUUUCUCAUUAUUUCAUCUUCUCACGUCUGAUUUUGUUGUCGAUUUAUUUCAACUGUUUGAAGGCGAAGGAGGGGGGGGGGAUUUUCACAGAGAAGACAAGUGUGUGUGUGUGUGUGUGUGUGUGUGUGUGUGUGUCGGCUGUUUGGUGGACGUGAAGAGCCCCACCCCCCCUCGCCAUCCACGCCGCCAUCCACGCCGCCUCCAUUGACUGUUGUUGAUUGUGGUAAAUGCUAGUGCCUUUGCUGUAUUGUGAAACUGGAUAUUGAUUGUACUGUUGUACCGACAGGGCCUGGGGACAGUCAGGCGUCUAUUUAUUAUUGUUGACUCAAAUCAAUCAUAUUUUUCUAUGUAAGUGCUUUAAAUAAAUUUGCCCUUUUUUUAAUCA